Molecule: messenger RNA, 8488 nt
Organism: Mustela lutreola (European mink)
Lineage: Eukaryota; Metazoa; Chordata; Mammalia; Carnivora; Mustelidae
Gene: ZNF205
Product: zinc finger protein 205
Exons: 10
Coding region: 793-2562 (589 amino acids)
Biological process (GO): negative regulation of transcription by RNA polymerase II
Molecular function (GO): DNA-binding transcription repressor activity, RNA polymerase II-specific
Source: RefSeq, a predicted model, not a curated record
AGGCAGGAGGCUCGCUGGCGUCCCGCGGCGGGGAACGCUGGCUCGUGCUGCCGCCAGGCGUCAGGGCACCGGGCCUCGGGCUUGCUGCUGGCCGCGGGGGCGCCCAUGCCCUGCUCUCCGUGGCCCUGGGCGUUCUUAGUUAUUUUCUUCAAAAAAAUUUGUAUUCCUGGGACCCCACCUAUGGGAUUUCCCCACCUAUCCGCUCUCCUUUUCUUUUUCCGUGCUUAACGUUUGCUCUGUGCUUCCUCGAUUAUUCCUGUUUUUCCUUGGCCUCUCUCACGUUCCUUUAUUUCCCCUUACCGCCUGUCCUCCCUAAGGCUGCAGAGAGGUCUGCAUUACCCCGUCUCCAGCCUGGCUGAACAGCCUUCAUGACUACAUGCUCUCCUCCCUUUACUUUUUAAACAUUUUUUCCCUUCUUACUUCAUGUGAUUCCUUUUUCUAGUUUUAAUUAUUGUGAGCAUUUUUGUGAGGCCGAAGUCAGUUCUCAGGCUAAUCUCUGAAGGUAGAUCCCAUGAUUUAUUUACUGAAGUUGAUCUCUUCUUAAGCUCAGUGAAGCCGCCAGAUGCGGGAGUGUUUGCUGGUCCACAGCUCAGAUAAGCGCCUCCAUCCAUGAUAUAGCUAUCCUCGUGACAGGCUCUGGAGGGCCUAAGGUGAAAUCCAGGAACGUCUCCAUGGAGACACCACAAGACCUCCAGAAGCCCUGUGUAUCAAAGAGGACCAUCGUGCCCCUCUCCCCAGGAGAGUGUCCUUCCUUCUGUGAGAACAGCUGCAGUGCCCUCUCUGAAACGUCAAAUGUCAGAACCUUCCAGAGAAUGUAUUUCCCCGUUCUGGCAUCCCUGCUUUGCUGGUUUCACAAGUGCACGCCAGGCUCCUGGCCAGAGCUGGCAGGGGUUGGCCAACGACUCAGCUGUGCUUCCUACCUCUGAGAUAGAAAUGUCUGCGGAUGGCGGAGGCACCCGGGCUGCCCAGGACAAGGAGAGAGCCCGAGAGGUUCUGGGCCAUGGGCAUCCUUGUCCAGAAAUGCUUUCUGAGUCGGAGGAGAUGGUGCCUUUGGGAGCCACUCGGGAGUCACUGCACAUCAAGAUGGAGGCAGAAGAGCCACACCCCGAGGGGGCAUGGCAGGGGGAUGGGGCUCUGGGAACGCCAAGCUGGGUGUCCCUAAGCCAGGGCUCUAAGGAGAAGGCUCUCUUCCUGCCUGGUGGAGCCCUCCCCUCCCCCCAGAUCCCUGUGCUCUCUCGAGAGGGGCGGACCAGAGACCGCCAGAUGGCUGCGGCGCUGCUCACCGCCUGGUCCCAGAUGCCGGUGACUUUUGAGGAUGUGGCUCUGUACCUCUCCAGGGAGGAGUGGGGUCGGCUGGACCACGCCCAGCAAAGCUUCUACAGGGACGUCCUGCAGAAGAGGAACGGACUGUCCCUGGCAGGAUUUCCCUUCAGCAGACCUCUCUGGGGCUCCCAGGGACAAGGCAAGGGUGAGGCAUCGAGCUCGAGCCAGCAGAUGGGAGAUGACAAGGAGAAGACAGGAGCCAUUGAGGCAGGCAAGGAGGAGUCGGCCCCAUCCCUGGAAGCCCUGGGGGAUGUGAAGGCUUCCAGAAGCAGGAUGGGGAGAGCCCCGGGGGACGUCCAGCCAUGUGGGCAGCAAACCGGCAGUGGCCAGAGCUCAGGACAGGCCAGAGACGGUGGGCAGCCGGGUCCCCUGCAGGAGAUGCCGGCAAAACCGGCGCCACCCAACGCCAGCCUCACAGAGAAAGCCAGAGAGGGGCGGGUGGGGCCCCCCGAGAGCAGCGAGGAGGGCCUGGUCCCCGACGGUGACGCUGGCAAGAAGACGUACAAGUGUGAGCAGUGCGGCAAGGCCUUCAGCUGGCACUCGCACCUCGUGACCCACCGGCGCACGCACACGGGUGAGAAGCCCUACACCUGCACGGAUUGCGGCAAGCGCUUCGGCCGCAGCUCACACCUCAUCCAGCACCAGAUCAUCCACACAGGCGAGAAGCCCUACACCUGCCCCUCCUGCUGGAAGAGCUUCAGCCACCACUCGACGCUGAUCCAGCACCAGCGCAUCCACACGGGGGAGAAGCCCUACGUGUGCGACCGUUGCGCCAAGCGCUUCACCCGCCGCUCGGACCUGGUCACCCACCAGGGCACGCACACAGGCGCCAAGCCCCACAAGUGCCCCGUCUGCAGCAAGUGCUUCACGCAGAGCUCGGCCCUGGUCACCCACCAGCGCACGCACACCGGGGUCAAGCCCUACCCAUGCCCCGAGUGCGGCAAGUGCUUCAGCCAGCGCUCCAACCUCAUCGCGCACAACCGCACGCACACGGGCGAGAAGCCCUACCACUGCCUCGACUGUGGCAAGAGCUUCAGCCACAGCUCCCACCUCACUGCCCACCAGCGCACCCACCGCGGCGUCCGGCCCUACUCCUGCCCCCUCUGUGGCAAGAGCUUCAGCCGCCGCUCCAACCUGCACCGGCAUGAGAAGAUCCACACGACGGGCCCCAAGGCCCUGGCCAUGCUGAUGCUGGGGGCGGCGGGGGCUCUGGCUGCACCCCCACCUGCUCCCACUUAGGAGGCGUGGGGGAGGGGAAUGCGCGAGGGCAGCGUGAGAGGGGUUGUGGGAAGGGAGUGGGGGGUGCCGGCAUGGGGCGGGGCAUGGCAACACAGGAGCUAGGGCGAGGCGCGGGCACGCUGGCUACGAAUUAAAGGCCUUGGAAUUCCACCCACCACUUGUGCUCGGUCUCGUGGGGCCCUGGUGGUGAGCGUGGCUGAGGCAUCCCUGAGUCAUUGUCCUGGGGGCUUGGGUACUCUUCCCAGCCUUGACCUGUCAUGGGGCCAGUCCAGAGCACCCAGAACUGAAGUCAAUGAGCAAAGGCUUCUGGGCACAGAGAGGUUUCCAAACCUGAUGCCAGCCAGCCAGUUGUGAGACCGUGGAUCCGCGUGGAGGGGUGGCCUGCUGCUGUUGCUGGCAUCACUCUUGUCCCGGGGGCAUGGCCCACUGAGCCCAGCACCCUCUCUCUGCUCUUCCGUUUGGGAGCUGGAGCAGACCUGAGCCAGCUGGGAACUCAUGCUCUGCCGCCCCCCUGUCUCCUGUCUCAGGUACUGGACCCCUGUUUUGUGACUGGACAUUUUCCAUGCAUUUCUACUGGGGCCCAGCUAUAAUCCAGUGAGGAUUCCUCCCUUUGCUAGGGACCACUGUCCCUCCUGGUGCCUUCUGAGGCUGCUGCCAGUUCUCUCUGCUACUUUUCACCUCCGUGGCUUCUUUGUACAUGUCCUUUAUGAUUUGCCCUACCUGCCCCUGUCUGGCUCUUUUACUCUUGGCCUUCUGCUUUUUGAUCUCUGUACUUCUGUUUUCUCUUCUCUCCGCCCCCGCCUUUUUCCCCCCAGGGAGGAAUGGGCUCAGCCUGCUUAUUACCCAGGAUUUGCAGGUUGGCUCCCAAGAUGACAUUUGGUUCUGACACUGACUGACCUUGAGGACACCCGCAUGUGGGAGGCCAUUGAGCCUCUACCUGCCUGCCUGGGUCAUGGCGCUGGCAGGGUGGCUGCAGCCCAGGCUGGCUCCUGGCUCCCACAGGAGCUCGAGCAGGAGAGGGGACUGACAAUAGUCAUAACUGCUAGUUGAGGGGCCAAUUGCCAUGUGUAUGUCACUUUUAGUCUCUACAACUCUGAGCAGUGGACUCUGUCCUGGUCUUAUAGAUGAGGAAACAGCCGAGAGAGAGCUCCAGGAACUUAGCCAACAACCAGAGAGCUGCAAGCUGGGGUUUAGGUCCAGGGAUUUCAUUGUGUAAAGAAUACCCUGUUUCCAUGCAACAACUACUGGCUGUCUGGUGCAUGUUAUGAGGUGGGGUGGUCCAAAAAGGAUAAGUCAGAUUGUUGAUUCGAUCUUCAGGGGUGCUGGACUCAGCUGAAGAUGGCAAGUCGGAGAGCAGGUCAUCAGCCAGAUGCCAGGAAGCUGCUGACUAGUGGGAACCUGUGCAGAACUUGGUUGUGCUUGGGAGGUCUCAGUGGGAUCUAGGGCCGGGUCACUGGCUGGACUGGUUGAAUUAGAUGGCAGUUCUUGAAGACAUGAGAAAGAAAGCUGUUUUCUCCCUUCACCUUGUCUUCAUGGCUCUCUGGUCACUCAGAAAUGGAAUUUCUCAGCUUGGCUCAGUGUAAGGGUCUGAAGGGGGCUUGUUCACCUAAAGCAGGCAUGCUGCUUCCAGAAACUUGUUUUCUGAUGAAAAGAGGCAAAAAGGACACUUAUUAACUUGGUACUAGUUUAUUUGCACUGUGGAUAUGCAUUUGCUUCCUUGGGCUUUUUUUUUUCUUUUUUUUAAAAGAUUUUAUUUAUUUAUUUGACAGAGAGAUCACAAGUAGGCAGACAGGCAGACAGAGAGAGAGAGGAAGCAGGCUCCCUGUUGAGCAGAGUCUGAUGCAGGGCUCGAUCCCAGGACCCUGGGAUCAUGACCUGAGCAGAAGGGAGAGGCAUAACACACUGAGCCAUCCAGGUGCCCUGCUUCCUUGGGCUUUUAUGGCCAGGACUUGAACCACUGAGGUCUGUGGAGUGAGCCAGAGGGUUGGUUAAAGACUCCACUCUGGCCUCUGAGGAACUCAGAGACCUGGAGAAACUGUUUCCCCUUUUCAUAGCACCGUCGAGAGGAACGUGAUUCCAAGGGCCCCGUGAGUCUCAAUCCACAUUUCCCUAGAGACCCACUCAGAGGCCACCAUUCUGGGAUAGAGCUGGAGAGAACAUUUUAUGAACUUGGCAAUUUAGGAAACAUUUGGCAAGAUCCAUUAAGACAGCGGAGGGAGUGGAGAUGCCGUGGAAGGGCCUAGGGUGUGAGGCCGAAGGGUGUUCGGGACUUGGGGGGUGAUAGAGAGAUAGCUGACUUCUGGGUGGACGCCAGGGAAGGGUCUUGGUGUCGCUGGCCUGCUUCUUCCCGGCUUCUGCUCUCACGGGACCUCCCAGCUUCGGCCUUGGAAUGCCCCCAACUGGCUGCUCACGCUUCGCCUGUCUUCGCAGUCAGAGGGAGGGCGAGGGAAGAGGCACAGAAUAUUCCUCGCGGGCUGCCCACCCAAUCCUGUGCGCCCCAAGGCACCGCCCGGGUCCUUGCUGCAGGGGGUGAGGCCCCAGCUGGCCCUGCUGCCCUCCCCGGCCCGGGGGCUUCUCCCGCACUUGGGUGACUCCGCGGGGAAGCCAGGCGGUGACACUGGAGAGGGGCUCGUAAGAGGACGACCCUCCCUGAGGGUCCUUGCAGGGAGGAGGAUGGUUUUCCGGGAGGCCCCGCCCCACCAGCUCCUCCCUUAGCCUAUCAGGGAGCGGGGCGGGAAGGGGGCGGGGUCCAGCAAAACCGUCCAGUCACGACCCUUUUCUCCCCGUCACUCCCCAAGCGGCACGGUUGCCCGGCAACAUCCGAAAAUCUCCGCUUUGACGCUCUGCGAUUUCCCUUCUGCCCGGUGGCAGUUGCCGAAGAGGCCAAAGACGCGGGGCGGACUCCUGACUUCGCCAACGCCCUAGCUUUCACAGCGGGCCCUGGGCCUACCACCGAGAUGCCGAGCCUCCUGCGGUCCUAGAGGGGACUCGGGAGAGCCGGCCGCUUCCGGUUUCGAGAGCUGCCAGUCCCGGCGUCUAGUUGCCGGCUGGGAACUCGGGGAGCCGGAUUCCCGCAGCCCUUUGUGGCCGCCGCGCUGGAGCUCGGCGGGCGCGCGGACAGCUCCCGCCGGCGUUCUAGCACCUUCCGAGCCCCGGAGCAGGGCCCGACAGUGGUGCUGGGGAGAGCCGGGAGGGAGACCGCGGUCCUCUUGGAGGGGUUCUUUGCCAAACGUUGAGGAAUACGCGAUGACAAAGCCAGACGAGGUCCUUGCCCUAGAGGCUUCUGGUCCGGGCAGAGGAUGGAGAAAGGGAGGUUAUGAAGAUGAUCCAGCCUUUCUCAUCUUCGUGUUCCUUUGCCAGCCUGUGAUGUGUGGCCCGUCAGGCUUUCUUGCCUGGGUUUGCAAAGACAGCACUCUGUGGCCUGCACCUCUGUCACCUCCUGGAGGACCCCAGUUUUUCUGUUUUCAGCUAAGAAAUUUCCAGGCCAGUCAUGGAGAUUAAUACUACCAUCCAAACGGCCACCGACCAGAACAAGUUGGGCUCAGAUGUUCAGGGGAAAGUGGAAAAAGUGCCUGGAGGGCCUAAAUCCCAGCACCUCUCCUAUACCGUAUGCUCCUGUGGGCAUGCCCCUGUGACAGGUUCCUGGCGAUGGUCGUUCCCUGGUACUAAGCACUCACUACUGAGCUCUUCCUGCGUGUAAGAGUUAGUGCUGGGCUCGUUUACAUCAUCCUUAUAGCAACCCUGUGAGGCAGUGAAUCAGGAUUCAGUUCCACACAAAUAAUAGGUAGGCAGCUUAUGAUGGAACUGGUGUGGCAGCCCGAACCCACAAAGUCAACAGGACCCUGGCUCUUCCUAGCCUGCUGCUGUACCACCAUUCAAAUGCUAUCUCAUAUCCCAAAACAAGGAGUAGGAUCUUCAUACAUGCUGGUUUUUAAAAUGUAAACCAAAUGGGAAUACUAUGUACAACUUUAUCUUAAUAAAUCUGAAGUUGUAGAUGAAAGGGAUGAUUUCCUAGAAAAGUGAAACUACCGGGAUGCCUGGGUGGCUCAGUUUGUUAAGUGGCUGCCUUCGGCUCAGGUCAUGAUCCCAGCAUCCUGGGAUCGAGUCCCACAUCCGGCUCCUUGCUUGGCAGGGAGCCUGCUUCUCCCUCUGCCUCUGUCUGCCUGUGCUUGCUCUCGCUUCUCUCUCUAUGACAAAUAAAUAAAUAAAAUCUUAAAAAAAAAAAAAAAGUGAAACUACCAAAAUGUAGUCAGGAUGACAAGGAAAUUCUGAGUAUCUAAUAUCCCAUGAGAGAAAUUAUAAAAAUAAUUACUUUUAUGUUCUGUUUUUUAAAAGAUUUUAUUUAUUUAUUUGACAGAGAGACAGUGAGAGAGGGAACACAAGCAGAGGGAGUGGGAGAGGGAGAAGCAGGCUUCCCACCAAGCAGGGAGCCCAAUGCGGGGCUCAAUCCCAGGAUCCUGGAAUCAUGACCUGAGCUGAAGGCAGACACUUAACGACUGAAUCACCCAGGUGCCCCUAUGCUCUAUAUUUUAAAGCUUGUUUAUUUAAGAGAGAGAAAGAGUGAGCACAAGUGGAAGGGGCAGAGGGAGACAGAGAAUCUCAAGCAGACUCCAUGCCAAGCAUGGAAACUGAUGCUGUGCUGACUUCACAAUGCUAUGAUCAGGACCAGAGCCAAAACCAGGAAUUGGUCGCUCAACUGACUGAGCCCAUGCAGUGCUCCUAAUGUUCUUUUUUUGCUUUAUUUUUUUCAAAAUUGCAUUUAUUCAUUUGAGAGAGAGCACAGUGUUGAGGGGGAAGGACAGAGUGAGGGGAGAAGUAGACUUCCUGCUUAGCUGGGAGACUGACUCAGGGCUCCAUCCAAGGGUCCUGGGAUCAUGACCUGAGCCAAAGGCAAAGGCCCAACCCUCUGAGCCACCCAGGCACCACUGUAUUCUAUUUUUUUUUUUUUUUAAGAUUUUAUUUAUUUAUUUGACAGACAGAGAUCACAAGUAGGCAGAGAGGCAGGCAGAGAGAGAGAGGAGGAAGCAGCCUCCCUGCUGAGCAGAGAGCCCGACGUGAGGCUCAAUCCCAGGACCCUGGGACCAUGACCCGAGCUGAAGGCAGAGGCUUUAACCCACUGAGCCACCCAGGUGCCCCCUUGUGUUCUAUUUUUAAUGAAACAAAACAAAACAAAACACUUCUUACUAGGCAGUAAUCUCAUUAGGAUAUACACUCUGGUUGUAAUAGAUGUUCAGUACAGCAGAAGUUUAAACAUGGUAUCUAUUUCUUUCUCACAUCACUGCCUGGGUAUAAACCCAGGCCUAGUUUGGUGGCUCCACAAUCAUCAGGAGUCCAGGCACUUUCUGUCUUACUGCUUCGAUACCUCUGGGUAUUACUUAAGUCUGCAUGGUCUGUGUCCAAAUUCCUAUUAGCACCUAGGAAAAAGAGAAUAGGAAGACAGGACCCAUCCCUUUCUAGUAAAAUACAUAUAUCACGUCUGCUCACAUCUCAUCACCUUUAAUUUAAUUACAUGGCCAUGCUUAGCUGCAGGAGAGGCUGGGAAAUCCUUAUUCUUAUUUUUUUUUUUCUUUUUAAGACUUUAUUUGAGAGAAAGAACAAGCUGGGGUAGGGAGGGGCAGGGGAGAGGGAGAAGCAGGCUUCCUGCUGAGUGGGAAGCACUACAUGGGGCUCGAUCCCAGGACCCCUGAGAUCAUGACCUGAGCAAAAGGCAGACAGUUUAACCGACUAAGCCACCCAGGUACCCCUACUCCUUAUUCUGAAUGGCUAUGUGCCUGUUGAAAAAUUCUUACUAUAGGAGAAAAGUGAUAUUAGGGAACAGCUAGUAGUUCUUUUGCUGCAAAUGAGAAUAAAUGCUCCUUAAUAUGAGCAUGGAUAUAUAUCAGAGACACAAUGGGUAACUGUAAAUCAUUAAAAGUAUUUUCAUGAA